AACUCAAACCGGAAGUUCAGUUGUUGUUUAACCUGCGGCUAAGCUAACUCCACCUGGCUGCUUGCUCCAGAUGUUUUUGUGGUCCAAUACAGCGUGUGUCACCGGUAAUAAGUCUCUGUAAGAAGACGGUGGACGAAGAGCGAAGUUUGAAGAAUUUUUAUUGCUUCCUGGACAAAAUGCAACAGUUUGUUCUUCGGCUGUCUUGCGGGACCCAUAGAUGCAGCUGCUGACGGAAUAACAGAAGAGCCGCCUUCUGACCCGCCUCAGGUCCGUCUGGAAGCGCUGCUGUCAGUGGCUCUGCGGCAGUGACACGGUUUCUCGUCUGGGCUUUUCAGCUGUAUGUACCUCAUCUCGCUAAAGGCCCGAGAGCCGCGGCUCUAGCUUGUCUCCUCUUCCUGUGUUUAGGAAGGGCCGUGAACCCUCAGCUGAGUGUGGUUCAUAAUAUCUGUGAUCUAAAGCAUCAGAGCUCAUAUUUCAGAUGAGACUCAGACUCCAGCAUGCUCGUUCAACUCUCACACCAAACACCAAAGACUUGUUGAUCUCAUGAACUGUUACAGAUGAUGCCUUCCUGGGGGGAUGUAAUGGACAAAUCGAGCCGAGUGUGUCGACCCCAGCGGAUUAGCGAAUCGUCUAAGGUUUUCCGCUGCGUGGAUCAUGCUGCUGAACUGCUGCAGGGCCUCAACGAGCAGCGGCAGCACGGCCAGUUCUGCGAUGUGGUCCUCGUGGCUGAAGACGAGCGCGUCCCCGCUCACCGAGCCCUGCUGGCGGUCUCCAGCCCGUAUUUCAAUGCUAUGUUUACUUUGGGCAUGAAGGAGGAGCACCAGCAGGAGGUGGAGCUGGUCGGGAUGUCCUUCGUGGGUCUGAAGGCGGUGGUGGACUUCCUGUACAGCGGCGAGCUGCCACUGGACGGAGGAAACAUUGACUAUGUGCUGGAAGCUGCUCACCUCCUGCAGGUAUGGCGAGCGGUGGAUUUCUGCUGCCAGUUCCUGGAGACAGAGGUGAGCGAGGACAACUACCUGUACCUGCAGCAGCUGGCGCUGCUCUACAGCCUGGAGCGACUCAGCGCCUUCGUCGACCGCUUCAUCCUCAAACAUUUCUCCAUGCUCUCUUUCACCCCGGACUUCCUGCGCGACAUUCCUUUCCACAAACUCAACUCCUACCUCUCCAGUGGCCAGGUUCAGCACGACAGCGAGCAGGCGCUUCUCCAGGCCUCGCUGCAGUGGCUCAGCCAGACGCCCGAGCGGACCUCCCACGCCAGGCAGCUCCUCUCCCACAUUCGGUUCCCUCUGAUCCCGGUGGCAGACCUCAUAAGCAGGGUGCUUCCAGAUGUGCGAGCUCUGCUGCCCGAGGAGGCCGGCUGUGAGGCCCUGGUGGAGGAGGCGCUGGCAUACCACGCCAGGACCAGCGCUCAACCACUCCUGCAAACUGGACGCACCACAGUGAGGGGGGGAGUGGAGAGACUGCUGCUCAUUGGAGGAGAGGUUUCCGAGCGUGGGGAGGAGCUUAGCGCUAGUGUUUCCUGUCUGGACGCUGAAACAGGGAGCUGGAAGGUGGAGACUGAGCUGCCGGCCCAGCGGAGCCACCACUGCCUGGCGGUCCUGGGAGGUUUCAUCUUCACCGCCGGCGGGAGCUCGUCCAGGGACAACGGUGGAGACGCUGCCUGUAACCUUCUGUACAGAUAUGACCCCCGCCACAACCAGUGGACCAGGGGUGCCCCGAUGAACCAGCGGCGAGUGGACUUCUACCUGGGGACCGUGGGAGAGUACCUGAUCGCUGUGGGAGGGAGGAAUGAUACCGGAGCUUUGUCGUCAGUGGAGGUCUACUGCCCUGCUGAGGACUGCUGGUCCUACGUGGCAGGACUGCCCAGGCUUACUUACGGUCACGCUGGUACAGUCCACCGUGGCGUCGUCUACAUCUCGGGCGGUCACAACUAUCAGAUCGGCCCAUACCGCCGGGACGUCCUGAGCUACAAUCCGUUGCGGGACGGCGAUGUGUGGGUGGAACGCCAACCCAUGUCUCUGGCCCGGGGCUGGCACUGCAUGGCCUCCCUCGACAACCUAAUCUAUGCCAUCGGAGGCAGCGACGACCACGAGGACACCUCGGAACGCUUCGACAUCCUGCAGGUGGAGUCCUACGACCCACGCGGCGACCAGUGGACCAAGAUUGCGCCGCUGCUGCUGCCCAACAGCGAGGCGGGGCUCGCUGUGUGGGCAGGUAGGAUCUAUGUUCUCGGGGGCUUCAGCUGGGAGAGCAUGGCGUUCUCCAGAGCCACACAGGUAUACGACCUAGACAAGGGGGCGUGGUCCAGAGGGCCCGACCUGCCCAAAUGUAUAGCAGGGGCUUCGGCAUGCGUGUGCACCGUGAAGCCUCCGCCGCUGUCAGCCUCGCCACAGAAGCUCAGAAACCAGAUGGAGGAGCCAUUAUUCUGUACUACGACUGACACGGUGACCAGCGGAUCUGCGACUCUCCAGUCUGUUUACAGUGCAGGCAGGCCACAGAGUCAAGCUCAGCCACAAUCCCAGCAGAUCAGCUACUCUCAGUGGCAGCCAACACCUCCUCAUGGCGCAGCUGACGCUUUUAUUCACAUGUAAUAGAUCUCUGAGUAUGGAUGCCGCUUUGCAACCCUCCUCCUUUUCUUGCUGCAUCUGACUUAAUCAGUGUUGUAUCUGUCGCUGCCACUGACUGUCUCAUAACUGCAUAGCUGUUUGGUGCUCUGUAGUUUCACUGAAAUGUGGACUGUAAAUAAUGCGAGUGCAGCGUGUGGAACAAGACGUCAGUCGUCUGCUAAUGAGCCUGAUUUGUUGACAUUUAAGCUGUCGACUACUAAAACUGAUGAAACUGUGCACGGUUAAGUUUCUCUAGAAGUUGCGUAUUUGGGAAGAAUCACAGAUUUGAUAUUCCUCUAAAUACAGGAAACAGAACAAGCUGCAUU
Molecule: messenger RNA, 2932 nt
Organism: Haplochromis burtoni (Burton's mouthbrooder)
Lineage: Eukaryota; Metazoa; Chordata; Actinopteri; Cichliformes; Cichlidae
Gene: klhl36
Product: kelch-like family member 36
Exons: 9
Coding region: 558-2591 (677 amino acids)
Molecular function (GO): cullin family protein binding
Source: RefSeq, a predicted model, not a curated record